CUCCAGUGAUGUCACUGUGACAGGGCGGCCAUCUUGGUGCUCCCGCUGACCAUGCCGGGUAUCGCAGAAAAAGAGUCGGAGCUUUCCGAGCGGAUUGAGGCUUUUAUUGCCGGACUGAAGCGCGGGGGAGCGCGGCCUAACUCCGAGGACACUGCACGGGAGACUGUGGGACUGCUGCGGAGGAUUAUAGCGCAGGCCCGAUGGGGAAACGCAGGAGAGCUGAUGGAAAUUAUUCGGAGGGAAGGCAGGAGGAUGACCAUGGCUCAGCCGUCAGAGACCACAGUGGGAAACAUGGUGCUGCGUGUUCUGAAACUAAUUCGUGAGGAGUAUAGCAGGCUCCGCGGCGUCAGUGAGGAGAGUGACCAGCAGGAGUCUCUGCACAAGCUGCUGACUGCAGAGGGUCUCAGUGAUGACUUCAACACCUCGUUCCCCCUGCUGAAGUGCAAUGUGAUCGAGGCUGUAAAUGAGCUGCUGCUGGAGCUCGAGGGGACUACUGAUAACAUCGCUGUGCAAGCCAAGGAGCAUAUACACUCCAAUGAGGUUAUUAUGACUAUUGGGCGCUCCCGUACAGUGCAGCUGUUCCUGGAGGAGGCUGCGCGUAAACGUAAAUUCCAUGUCAUUGUGGCAGAGUGUGCCCCCUUUUGUCAGGGUCACGAUAUGGCAGUAAGUUUGUCUAAGGCCGGCAUCGAGACAACAGUCAUCACAGAUGCUGCCAUUUUUGCUGUUAUGUCUCGCGUCAAUAAGGUGAUCAUUGGCACAAAGACCAUCCUGGCAAAUGGGUCCCUGAGGGCCGUCUCUGGCACACACACACUGGCAUUGGCAGCAAAGCAUCACUCCACACCCCUCAUUGUCUGCGCCCCCAUGUUCAAGCUUUCACCUCAGUUCCCUAAUGAAGAAGACUCGUUUCACAAGUUUGUGUCCCCACAAGAGGUGCUUCCUUUCUCUGAAGGUGAGAUCCUUUCACAGGUCAGCGCGCACUGCCCCAUCUUUGAUUAUGUGCCCCCAGAACUUAUUACCCUCUUCAUCUCCAACAUUGGGGGAAAUGCCCCAUCCUACAUUUACCGCCUGAUGAGUGAGCUCUACCACCCUGAUGACCAUGAGCUGUGAUGUCACAGUUGGGACUGUUAUGGACUCUUACCAAUCAGGCUGUGGCCCUCUGUCAGCACUAUUUAAUAAAGAGGUUGCUCAGCCAGUUCCUGGAGAAUAAAA
Molecule: messenger RNA, 1209 nt
Organism: Bombina bombina (fire-bellied toad)
Lineage: Eukaryota; Metazoa; Chordata; Amphibia; Anura; Bombinatoridae
Gene: EIF2B2
Product: eukaryotic translation initiation factor 2B subunit beta
Exons: 8
Coding region: 52-1107 (351 amino acids)
Biological process (GO): translational initiation
Cellular component (GO): eukaryotic translation initiation factor 2B complex
Molecular function (GO): translation initiation factor activity; guanyl-nucleotide exchange factor activity
Source: RefSeq, a predicted model, not a curated record